This is a messenger RNA of Planococcus citri (citrus mealybug), 5878 nucleotides long. RefSeq lists its product as uncharacterized. The record is from RefSeq and is a predicted model, not a curated record. Bases 1 to 1908 code for a protein of 635 amino acids. Lineage: Eukaryota; Metazoa; Arthropoda; Insecta; Hemiptera; Pseudococcidae. The transcript is spliced from 2 exons.
AUGCAACUCGUAACGGAUAAAUUGCAAAAAAGUGAGCUCAAGUAUGAUCUUUUGGAUGAGGAAAAACGUGAUUUAUCCAAAGAUGAAAGACUCGAAUUUGUACCCGCUCAACACCACGCCAGUCGUUUGAUUUACAUUCUUUUGGUCGGAUUAGCCUUGACUGCUGCAGCAUGGCUCAUGUUCGCCACAACCAGCACCACGUUCAGCGCCUACGAACUGGACACCAAGCUGAUGGCCAGCACGUACAAAGCCUUGAACGAGACCGAGGUAGUCCUAAGCAAAGUGCAAGAUUCGGUGAAGCUGAUUCGCGACGAUAACACGCAGCUAGCUGUGACAUACGUCGAAGCGAUCAAAGAGAUGCUGCAAGAACGCACCAGAUACGCGGUUAAUCAGAUCAAUCGCAUAGUCAACGAUAAAAUUCGCGAGAUUGAAAACGAGUUGACAUCUUUCGAUUACGUAAUCACAGAAGCCAGCGCCGGUAUCGUCGACUACACUUUACAAGACAUGAAAAAUCUACGCGAUUCUAUCCCGUCCAUCACCAACGAAACGUACCGAGCUGAUCUCGAGAACGUUUUCGAAAAAGUCGACAAACAAAUAGCCAGCGCUUUUUCAGAUCUAGACGAAAUGUACACGUUUUAUGGAAGUUACAUGGGCGACAUUAUCGACCACAAGGUGCAAAACGCCACCGAUCGAAUUAGCCUGAUCGUGAACUCGAAUCGACGACAAUGCGAAUGCACCAUCAAAGAGAAGAUCAACUUUUGCUACACGAUUAGCUCGCAGAAUGUGAAAAUAUCUCAGCAAUUGGAAUCGCUCGUCAAGGUAUUCGGAAUAGUUAACAACACAACCGAUAUACUGGAUACGCUGGAACCAGUCAUGUUGAAAAAUACCGAUCAACAUACUUGUAAUCUGAUUUCAGAAGCUAGAUUGACCUUGAAUAAAGCGUUGGAGAAAGGCGAAGCUUUACUCGAAUCGAUCCUCAAAGACGACAAUUGCUAUCUCGGCUCGGCGGUACGAAAAACAGCCUAUCAAAAUCACGGCGCCGUCAAAGAAUACGUCAAGAAUAACUUCGAAGUAGCCAUUCGUAGUCUGUCGACUGAUUUGAACCGUACAACAGCUGAUUUCCAGGUGGUCAAAGAAAGCCAUCGUAAACAAGUCGAGGAAGAUUUGGCCAAAGGUCUCGAAGCCUUGACUCACGAAAUCCUCAUGAAAACCAAACGUUUGGGAAAAGAGCCCUACGAGGAAUACCUGACCAAAGCUUCGUUCCCCGAUACUAAAUCUUGGAUGGAUAUGAAAUUCCAAAACGUCACCCAAGUUAUCAACCCAAUGUUCGCCAAGAAACAAGCAGAUAUCGCCGAAGCUCUGAAAUACAACUUGCAAUACGUCGUUUUCCAACAGGUGCCUUUUAUUUCGAGCCUCUCGAUACAGAAUUACAUGCCAACCGAUGUCUGCCCACUUUCGACAGAUUAUCAGAAAUUUGUAUCUGUUACUUUGGACGGUUACCUCGAUCCGACCGAUAAUAAAACUCAAAAAGAGCUCGCCAUGUCGGCAGAUUUUGCCAAAGAGAGCGAAACCACUCAGUUAAUCGAGGAUGAGGAGAACGACGCUGCUACCGAUAGUAAUCAGACCAAUGUGGGUACUCAGACUGACUCCAGGAUCAUGGUCAAUGAUCAGAGUAGCCCAAUGGCCACUCAGACUGACUCCAGGAUCAUGGUAGGUGAUCAGAAUAACCCAGAUGAUGAUGCCAUAGUCGCAGAAGUUAAAAAGAUCAUACAAAAGUAUGCUGGAGAUAAUGGAAUGAGUAUCGAGCCUUCGGAGAUUCAAGUCAUGGUUAUCCCAGUUUCUGAUGAUGGAGAUCAAGUUGAAGGUGAUACCCAAAUCCAGCCUGAUCAGAUUCCCGAGAGGAAAUAAACCAAUGUGUCCGAUACGACGUAUCCUUUUUUUUCCUGUUUUAUAUAUUCCUUUUAUCGUAUUAUUUUUGUUUGAUUUUACUUUUUUUUUUCGUCGUUUUCUUUUAAUUUAUAAGUGUUUUGAAUCGUUUUUUUCCUUUUUAAUUUGAUUUUUCUUUCAUUUCGAUUUUAUUUGUAUUUUUACAUUUAUUUUAUAAUCGUUUCGUUCGAUUCGCUUUACUUUUUCUUUUGACAUUUUUAUUCAUUUUUAAUUUUUUAAUUUUUAUUUUAUCACAGACAAGUUUAUACUAAUUACGAAGUGAAUAGACAGGAGUACUCAAAAUAGGCAGGUGAUUUGGGGUAAGUUGGUAAGUAGAUAUAGAUAGAUACCUAGCUACCGAUUAAAAUACGUAUUCGAACGGGUUGGUAAUACUGUUACCAUAUCUCAAAAGAAUUAAUUUUGGGAAAAAAUUGUCAAAUUUCAAUUGAGAAUUUUCAUGAACGAUUCCACUCACUUCGCCAAGAAUGAGGAAUCACUGAGAACAAUAUUCAAGUGAAUCGUACACGAACGAUUCUCGUUCAUUUACAUGAUUCAUUCGCCAACGAGGCAACGAUUCAUCCAAAUUGAUUUUUUUUUCAAAAAUUUUGGUUCAAAUGAGUCGAAAAAAGGUCUUGUUUCUCGAAACGUUUGCGAACGAUUCAUUAUCCAACAUUCCAUUUACGUUCAUUUUGGAGAUUCGUUCGCGAACGAUUCGAUCGGAUCAAUUUUUCAAGAAUUUUGAUUCCAAAUGACUUGAAAAAGAGGGCAGAAUCGGAGAUUGUCUAAAGUCUGAACGUUCGCGAACGAUUCAUUAUCCAACCAUUCCAUUCACGUUCAGUUUGAAGAUUCAUUCGCGAACGACUCAACCAAAUCAAUUUUUUUCAAAGAAUUUUGGUUUCAAAAUGAAACUGACUCGAAAAAAAUGUGGUUCCUAAACGUUCGCGAACGAUUCAUUAUCCAACAUUCCAUUCACGUUCAUUUUGGAGAUUCGUUCACGAACGACUCAACCAAAUCAAUUUUUUCAAGAAUUUUGGUUUCAAAUCACUCAAAAAAAGGUCCUGUUUCUCGAAACGUUCACGAACGAUUCAUUAUCCAACAUUCCAUUCUGGCAUUCUCGUUCAUUUUGGAGAUUCAUUCGCGAACGACUCAAUCGGAUCAAUUUUUUUUUAAGAAUUUUGAUUCCAAAUGACUUGAAAAAGAAGACUGAUUGUCUAAAGUCUGAACGUUCGCGAACGAUUCAUUAUCCAACCAUUCCAUUCACGUUCAUUUUGGAGAUUCGUUCGCGAACGACUGAACAAAAUCAAUUUUUUAAAACGAAUUUUGGUUUCAAAAUGAAACUGACUUGAAAAAAAUAUGGUUCCUAAACGUUCGCGAACGAUUCAUUAUCCCAUAUUCCAUUUACGUUCAUUUUGGAGAUUCAUUCGUGAACGGCUCAACCAAAUAAAUUUUUAAACGAAUUUUCAAACAAAAGGUGGUUUUCUGAACGUUUGUGAACGAUUCAUUACCAAAUAUCAAACAUUCCAUUCACGUUCAUUUUGGAGAUUCGUUCGCAGACGACUCUUCCAGAUCAAUUUUUUCAAGAAUUUUGGUUUCAAAUGACUCGGAAAAAAAGGUGGUUCUCUGAACGUUCGCGAACGAUUCAUUAUGUAGGUAAUGUUCGAUUCACGUUCAUUUUGGAGAUUCUUUCAAAAACGAUUCAAGCAGAUUAUUUUUUUUCAGCAAAAAAAAUUUUGAAUCCAAAUAACUAAAAAACAAAUCUGGUGCUCGAAACGUUUAGUCGUUCACGAAUGAUUCAUUAUCCAAUAUUCUAUUCACGUUCAAUCUAAAGAUUCAUUCGCGAACGAUUCAACUAAAUCAAUUUUUUUUCAAGAAGUUUGUUUCAAAAUGACUCGAAAAAAAGUGUAGUUCUCUAAACGUUCGCGAACGAUUCAUUAUUAUUACUCGACGUUCGAUACACGUUCAUUAAGGAGAUUCAUUCGCAAACGAUUCAACCGAAUCAAUUUUUUUCGAGAAUUUUAGUUUAAAAUUACUCAAAAAAAGUGUGGUUCUCUGAACGUUCGCGAACGAUUCUUUUUGAUUUACGUUUAUUAUGGCGAUUCAUUCGCAAAAGAUUCAAGUGGAUCAUCUUUUUCGGAAAAUUUGAAUACAAAUGACUGAAAAAGAAAUCUGGUUCUCCAAACGUUCACGAAUGAUUCACUAUCAAAUAUUCCAUUCACGUUCAUUUUGCAGAUUCAUUCGCGAACGAAUCAAUCAAAUCAAUUUUUUUCAAGAAGUUUGAAUCAAACUAACUAGAAAAAAAGAAUGGUUUCCUCAACGUUCGCGAACGAUUCAUUAUUAAACAUUCCAUUCAGGUUCAUUCUGAAAAGUCGUUCGUGAACGACUGAAUCGAAUCGAUAAUUUUUCAAGAAUUUCGGUUUCAAAUCAUCAAAUAAAUUGAAAAAUAAGAUUGGUUUGAUACUCAGAACGUCCACGAACGAACGAUUCAUUAUCCAACAUUGCAUUUUCGUUCAUUCUGGGAAUUCAUUCGCAAACGAUUCAACCGAAUCAAUUUUCCCAAAAAUUUUGGUUCCAAAAUUAAUGAGUCGAAGCAGAAGUCUGAUUUCCUCAAUGUUCGCGAACGAUUCAUUAUUAAAUAUUUCGUUCACGUUCAUUCUGAUGAUUCGUUCGUGAACGACUGAAUCGAAUCAAUGAUUUUUCAAGAAUUUCGGUUUCAAAUGAAUUGAAAAAGUAGAUUGGUUUCAAUUCUGAACAUUCGCGAACGAUUCAUUAACCAACAUAGCAUUCUCGUUCAUCCUGAGGAUUCGUUCGCGAACGUUUAAAAAAACUGAAUCAAUUUUUCAAGGGAUUUUGAUUCGAAAUGACUUGAAAAUGAAAACUAGUUCUCGUUCUCGAACGAUUCAUUAUCCAACAUUCCAUUCCACGUUCAUUCGCAAACGAGAAACGAUUCAACUGAUUAAUUUUCGGUUUCCGAAUAAAUCGUUCAUUUCGUUCGCGAAUAAAACCAUUCUCAAAAUAUUUUCGAAGUCGUUCGAGACCGAUUCAGUUCAUCAACAUUGAACUAUUCGGGUAUAAUAAAAUUAUUUUAUAUCGUUCGAUUUAGUUCAAUAAUUCACGUUUGAUGUAAAACCAUUCGCCAACGAUUCAUUUCAACUGGAAUCGAUUCAAAAUGACUCAUCAUUCCUUCCUUUUUCAAAAAAAAAAAAAGUGAAAAUGCUUUUACUAUAACGGUAAAAAAAUCGUGACUCAAAAACUUUUCAUUUUUUAUUGACCAGUCCCGAGUCCAGUUCAAUGUCCAUUUCCAGUCCACAGUGUUACCAAUCCAUAUAGGCUAUGCAUAAAAGUGAACGUUACAACUCGCAAUUCUCACGAUAAUCAGCAUAAAUAAAAAAAUCGUCUACACAGAUAAUUAUCGUAUCUACAUUUUAGAACGUCGAUGGUAAUAAAAAAUUCGUAAAUAAAUUACGAAAUCCUCAUGUAGGUAUAUGUAGGCCUAAUAUAGGAAAAAAAAUUGGAAGGUAUUAUGACGGUUGCAAUGUGGGUACUACAAGAGUGUUGAGUUCAUUACAGCCAUACAUGAGAGUAUUGAGUAUACUAGGUGCUAGGUGCAGGUUAGGUAGUAAACCAGUGAAGUACGGAAGAAGACACGCAGCAUCCAUUAAGGCCAUUCCAUUACAUGUUCAUUGCUGAAUGAGCGAUAAGGUUAACGCAGAAUGGCCACAGGGCGAAAGGUGUCGGACGUCGGAGUUGAUUUUUUUAGGCAAAUUAAGUCGUAAUCGUAAAAUGAAAAUCGUUGAAGACGAAUUUAGAAUUUAGAUUCUUUUUGCGAUACCUCUAUAACUGUUUCGAUGUUGUUACCUUAUUUUAUAGUAAAUAUAUAUAAUUUAUAAUUAUCGAAAGUUGUGUAUAUUAUAUUCGAGUUACGUGUUUGAUUACAUUUUGUGAAGCAUCCCAA